Molecule: messenger RNA, 870 nt
Organism: Auxenochlorella protothecoides
Lineage: Eukaryota; Viridiplantae; Chlorophyta; Trebouxiophyceae; Chlorellales; Chlorellaceae
Exons: 4
Coding region: 1-870 (289 amino acids)
Source: RefSeq, a predicted model, not a curated record
AUGGGAUACGGAUCGGGGCCCUGGGAGUUUGAGGGGCGCGCCCUCUACCAGCUGUCCCUGGUUCGAGUCGAUGAGGCCCGGCGCCACAUCCCGGCCGACCUCCCCCUGGUCAGCCUCUUCGGCUGGACCCUGGGCGGCCUGUACCUGGCCCGCUACACCUCCAGCCCCGCCGGGGCCUUUGAUGAGCUGGUUGCGCUGGCGGGCCUGGUCUGGGACGGGCCCACCUCCUGCGCCUGGGCGGGGCGGGUGCUGGUGAACAGCCCCGCCGCGUUGCAGCACGGACAGCAGGCCGUGGGGCUGCCCUCCCACGCCGCACGCUUCCAGGCUGCAGGCCACAGUGCCUGGUGGCAUGGCGGGACCCCGGGGGGCGAGAUCGCUGCAACCCAGGCUCGGGGGUGGGGCCAGACGCGCGCGGAGAGCGCGGCGCCGGCAGCCCCCUGCCUGGUGGUGUCGCUGGAUGACCAGGCGGGCCGUCGUGGCCAGCCUGGCCCCGAGGCUCGGCACAGCCCCACGCUGUGCGCGCUGCGGCUGCCGACGGUGCCCUCGCGCAAGGUCCCCCGCAUGAAGCUGACCCUGCCCAGUUUCAGCGGAGCCACAGAGGCAGUUCCCACCCUGCUCAAGUACUCCCUGAAGAUGCAUGCCAGGAUACAGCCGUGCCGCCGAAUCCUGCAGCACCCCUUGGAGCCCGAGGGAGAGCACGACGAGCACGUCGCCGCGAUCCAGCGGCUGACGGGGGGCAGGGCUGUGCUCUGCUUGGCCUUUGAAGACAUGAAGAUGGAGGUGCAAGAACCAAGCCCAAUGGUGCAGGAGACAAAGAAGGGCGGUCUCUUGAAUCGCCUCUUUGGCAGGCGGGAGCCGGUCUUGGCAUGA